GGUUAAAGGGCAGAUUGGAUAUUCAGUGAUGGAAGAGCUUGAAAAAGGCACAGCAGUUGGGAAUUUAGCCCACGAUCUGCAAAUGGACCCUAGGAGCCUUUUCAAUCGUAAGUUCCAGAUCAAUUUUGAUACUAAGACUCAGUAUUUUGAUAUUAACACCAAAACUGGAAUUCUGUUUAUUCGUAACAAAAUAGACAGAGAUGAACUUUGUGGCAGCAGCAUGACCUGUGAGAUAAAACUAGGAAUUGUUCUGGACAUACCGCUUGAGGUUUUUCAAAUAGAAAUACAAGUUUUGGAUAUGAAUGACAAUUCUCCAGUUUUUCCAAAAGAUAAAACUAUUUUAAAAAUUGUGGAGUCAUCUGUUCCUGAUGCAGAGUUUCCAUUAGAAGCUGCUUAUGAUCCAGAUGUGGGCUCUAAUUCAUUGUGCUCAUAUGAGCUGAGCCCAAGUGCCUUUUUCAGUAUAGAAAGUCCUUUCGAGUAUAAAAGCAAAUCUUUGGUGUUAGUCUUGAAUCAGGCAUUGGAUCGGGAAGAGCAAUCGUUUCAUCUAUUAACUCUCACAGCCGCAGACUGUGGGACUCCAAAGAGAUCAGGGACAACCCAAAUAACAAUAUUUGUUCAAGAUGCAAAUGAUAAUGCCCCUACAUUUAGCCAUCCGAUAUAUAGGGUUUCCAUACCAGAAAAUUAUGCAGUAGGCAGCCUAAUAGUAGUCCUAAAGGCUACUGAUUUGGAUGAAGGGGAAAAUGGAAUGAUUGAAUAUUCAUUUAGCAGCAUUGCCCCUCUAAAUAUUAGGCAGCUAUUUAAAAUAGAGAAUAACAGUGGGAAAGUCCGGCUGAAAGGUCUCCUUGAUUAUGAGGAUAAAAAACAUUAUGAAAUACAUGUCCAAGCUAAGGACACUGCACAGCUGCCAAUGACAGGUCACUGUAAAGUGAUCAUAGUUGUAACUGAUGUGAAUGACAAUGCCCCAGAAAUUAGAAUAUCUUCACUGACAGGUACAGUAAAAGAAGACUCAAAUCCAGGCUUUGUGAUUGCCCUUUUUACUGUUACAGACAAGGAUUCAGGGUCAAAUGGCAAAGUCAGAUGCCAAAUACCAGGUAACCUGCCAUUUUAUUUGGAUUCCAAAUUUUCCAACUAUUAUUCAUUGGUUCUGAAACACAAUCUGGAUAGGGAAUUGGUGGCAGAGUAUAAUGUUCCCAUUUCAGCAACAGAUGAUGGAAAACCUGCAUUAUCUGCUACAGCUUAUAUACAUUUUUCAGUAGAUGAUAUAAAUGACAACCCGCCUCUUUUUACAGAGGAAUUAUAUUUUUUUUCUAUAGCAGAGAAUAUUCUUCCAGGGUCCUUGAUUUUUCAGGUUUCUGCUUCAGAUGAAGACUCUGGUAAGAAUGCUCAGAUUCAUUAUGCUUUGCUACAAUCAUAUGUGGAAGGAAAGUCUGUUUCCCACUUUAUCUCUAUCAAUCCUGAUUCAGGAAAUUUGUUUUCAUUGAAUUCCUUUGACUAUGAAAAGACACAAAUGGUUCAAUUCCAAGUUGAAGCUAAAGAUCAUGGUUUGCCGUCCUUGAGCAACACGGCAAACAUCACUGUGUUUAUUCAGGACCAGAAUGAUAAUUCACCUGAAGUGCUCCCUCCUUUGCCUAUCAGUGAAAUGGUGUGGAGAUCAAUGAAGGUUGGACAUCUGGUAACAAAGCUGAGGGCAAUAGAUGCAGAUUCCGGCUAUAAUGCUUGGCUUACCUAUGAAGUGGACCCAACUUCAAAUACAACCCUAUUUAGUAUCGACAGUUAUUCGGGAGAGAUAAGAAUUGCACGCAGUAUCAAAGAGACAGAGGAAACUAUGCACAAGUUGCUGAUACUUGUGAAAGACCAUGGACAACCUCCUAAAUCAACACUAACCACUAUAGUGAUAAAUAUUGUGGACACUAGUGAAAAAAAAGCUAAUGAUUAUAUUAUGGUAGUCAAGAGUGAACAUCAAACCACAGGUCCAUCUGAGCAUCUAAUAAUUGCUAUUGCUGUCAUAUUAAGCACACUUGUCUUUAUAGUCAUAUUUUACAAAGGGUUUCAAAUCUAUAUGGUUUUUAAGGAUAUGGACAGGCAACAUAGGACUGAGGACUUUGAGUAUGUAAGAAAUGACUGGACUCUCUUUCACCACCAAAAAUGCAGCUCAGGAAUCACUCCUCUGUACUUUACUUCACAUAGAGACAAUAAUACAACUUUAACCCUCCAUCGGGCAUCGUUCAAUUCCAGCGAUAGACGAAUAGCUGAGCAACUGGUGCUGGAUAAUAAAGAUCAAGGGGAAACAAGUAGAGAUUUUGAGGGUACAACCUAUACAGUCAUGACAGAACUCAAUGGAAGGGAGUCCACUGUGCUGGGGAAAGAAUGGCUAAGAGGUUGGACGAGUGUUCUAGGCAAGGUGGAUGAGAUAAAGAAUUAUGGGGAAGUUAAGUCUGCUACAAUGGCUCGUACCCGCCGGGGUUGUACGGUUGUGCCGACCCUCCGAUUGCUGCUCAUAUUAUUGGGCUUCGCGUCAGGGCAGCUGAGAUACUCAGUAAGGGAGGAGCUCAGUCACGGGGCGUUUGUGGGGAACGUGGUGAAGGACUUGGGUUUGGACCUCAGACUAUUACCCUCCCGGGGCUUCCGAAUCGCCUCCGGCAACAGCAAACAGUAUUUCGACGUCAAUAUCGGUAACGGGGUUUUAUUUGUCAACCGGACCAUAGACCGGGAAACUCUGUGCGACCCCGGCCCCCCCUGUGUCAUCAACCUGGAGGUGGUUGUGGGAAACCCCGUGGAGGUGCACAACAUCGAAGUGGAGAUACUAGACAUUAACGACAACGCUCCUAAAUUCCCUAGAAACGAAUAUUAUUUGGAGAUCAGCGAAUCUGCUGUCCCUGGGGCCCGGUUUCCUAUAGAAAGUGCUCAGGAUCCUGACUUGGGGACCAACUCUAUUCAAACUUACAAGCUCAGUGACAAUGAGUAUUUUAGUUUGGAUUUAAAGACUUUCAAUGGGAACAGCAAGUUGAUUGAGAUUGUGCUUCAAAAGCCCUUGGACAGGGAGCAGAAGUCUCUCCAUCGGUUGGUCCUCACUGCUGUAGAUGGGGGCUCUCCUGCUAAAUCCGCCACCGCCCAAGUAUCCGUACGUGUGAUGGACACUAAUGACAAUACGCCAUACUUUGAUAAAUCUACUUACAAGGCUAGUCUGCCUGAAAAUUCCCUGGCAGGCACAUUAGUCAUUAAGUUGAAUGCCAUCGAUCCAGACGAAGGGACGAAUGGACAGGUCACAUAUUCAUUCAGCAGUUACACUCCGCAGAAAGUUAAACAACUGUUCACCCUCGACCCCCAGAAAGGAGAGAUACGUAUGAACGGUGAGGUGGAUUACGAAAAGGCAUCAGAAUAUGAUAUUUAUGUUCAGGCCACUGACAAAGGCUCUGUGCCUAUGGCUGGCCAUUGCAAAGUGCUGGUGGAGGUUGUGGAUGUCAAUGACAACGCUCCAGAAAUAGUGGUCACCUCCAAUUACUCGCCCGUAGCUGAGAAUGCUCAAGAUCAGACAGUUGUUGCGUUAAUGAGUGUAACAGAUCAAGAUUCUGGGAUGAACAAACAGGUCAGUCUCACAAUACAACCCAACAUCCCCUUUAAACUGACAUCUUUUAAGAACACCUACAAACUGGUAACGGAUGGUAAACUGGACAGGGAGAAGUCGCCUUCCUACAAUAUAACCGUGACAGCCACAGAUUCCGGGAUUCCUCCUUUGUCUACUCAGAAAACUCUGUAUGUGGAAGUGUCCGAUGUCAAUGACAACCCCCCUACAUUUGAGGAAUCUUCUUACUCUAUUUAUAUCACGGAAAACAAUGCCCCAGGGGUGUCCCUCAUUUCAGUGAAAGCCACAGAUCCAGAUUCCAAUGAAAACUCAUUCGUUUCCUAUUCACUUCUAAGAGGGGAUAUCGAAGGGCUACCGGUCAGUUCUUACGUCUCGAUCAAAUCGGACAACGGAACUAUCUACGCUGUACAUUCCUUUGACUAUGAAAAAGUGAGGGAAUUCCAUUUUGUUGUUCAAGCACAAGAUGCAGGGAACCCGCCACUUAGCAGCUCUGCGACUGUAAAUAUUUUUGUCAUAGAUCAGAAUGACCAUGCGCCAACCAUCUUGUACCCAUCUGCCACCAAUGGUUCCACUGAGAUGAUACCUCGAACGGCUAAUGUUGGUUAUCUUGUCGCCAAAGUGAUCGCCAUUGAUUUGGACUCAGGUCAAAAUGCUUGGUUGUUUUACAACCUGUCUCAAGCCGCAGACUCAAAACUUUUCCAAGUGGAGUUACAUACAGGUGAGAUAAGGACUACACGGAAAGUCAUAGAUGACAGUAUUACUAACUACAACAUAACUGUUCUUGUACGAGAUAAUGGCCAACCACCACUUUCUUCCUCUGCCACUAUAAGUGUUGUGGUUGUAGACAGGGUUUCAAAAACCCCGCCUGACACUCAGAGACAUGUUCAAAAUGCCACCAACCUCUCUGAAAUAACCAUUUACUUGAUCGUUGCCUUGUGCUCAAUUUCAUUUGUAUUCCUUUUGACCAUAAUUGUUCUAAUUAUUAUUAAAUGCUACAAAUGCAGUGAGCCUGGGGGUUGUUGUGCUGGGGCCUGUGGAUACUCACAGCCAAACCCUGCUGACAUAUAUAAGCAGGCAAACAAUAACAUUGAAACUAGAUUGCCACCUGGUUUAAAGGUACAGCCACACUUUAUUGAAGUUAGAGGGAACGGGUCCCUUACAAAAACUUACUGCUACAAGGCCUGCUUGACAGCUGGAUCAGGAAGUGACACUUUUAUGUUCUAUAACACGGGAGCCGGUCCCAUUGUGCCUGCCACUCAGGCGGUGGUUGCAGACAGACACGUGACAGCACAAAACAGACACAGCGUGCAAAACCUGAUCAUUUUGAAAAGUGAAACCACAACACCAGUUGAGCCCAAACAGCCUCAUCCAGACUGGCGUUACUCUGCUUCACUCAGAGCUGCAAUGCAGGGCGCUGUGCACAUGGAAGGAGCAGCAGUUUUACACAGAGGGGUUGGAGGUCUCGAGCAGCAAUGGCCGACAGUGUCCAGUGCAACAACAGAACCUGAAGGAGGAGAAGUAUCUCCCCCUGUUGGAGCUGGCGUAAACUGCAACAGUUGGACCUUCAAGUAUGGCCCGGGUAAUCCCAAACAACCAGUGCCACAAAUCCCCCCCGAUUUCCCAGAGAACUUCAUCAUCCCUGGAUCACCAGCCAUUAUCUCAAUCCGUCAGGACCAGCCAUCCGCUCCAGGCCACAAAAGCAACUUCAUAACAUUUGGUAAGAAGGAGGAGACCAAGAAGAAGAAGAAAAAGAAGAGGGGGAACAAGAAUCAAGACAAAGGGAAUAAUGCCGCUGACAACAACGAUCAAUGAAAGGAUAAUGAAGCCAAUUAUUUACCCAUUUUUGUAAGAAAUAAUGUAGCAACUUCUAAAUUCUUCCUACUGUUGAUGCACCUUCGUAUAAACAAAGACUUCAACAUUCACGCCUAAAAAUGGUUACUGUCUGUCUAUAUUAUUUACCAGAUUAUGUCUUAAAGCUUUAUUCUGUCAAAUGUUAGUCAUAUCCAGCAGUUGUUUCUCGCAUCCAAAGAACACAGUUGCAAUUUUGUGCAUAUGAAACAGUAAGUGACUGUUAAUGCCAAUGUCUAUGUAAAUAGAGUAUAAUAAAGAGUAACACGUUAUAUUCAGGCAUCCAUGCUAGGUAGAAAAUACAUAAAGGAUAGAUUUUAGCUGCAAUGCUGUCAGUAAUAAGAAAAUGUGCUGAAACGAGACAAAACAGAGGAAAUGGAAAACAUGAAUUGUAGAAACAUGAAAGGGCGAUGUUUGUUAUAGAUAUCAUUUGCUCUAGAUAAACUACAUAGAUCACAGAUAAAAUACAUAAACAGUUUUUAGAGGGCUUGUGGCAAGGUUGAUGGAAAGUCAGGUCAAAUAUAGGCAUCGGAUUCUAUACUGCUGAAUAAGCAAAAUGGAGCAGAGCACAACAGACAUCACCAUUGUUGCCUUUAUUCAGACAAGUCAAAAUAUAAUGCUAGUGGGUAGUAUGCCUGAUUUGUCUCAAUAAUGGCACCAUUUUGCAUUUUGGUAUGUUUUGCUCAUUAUUGAUGGGCAAAGGAGCUAGUUAUACAAGCAUUCUUUUCUGGGUGUAAGCUUCUGUUGUGGCAAAAUCCAUUGCUAAAAAAAUUCCCUGGCUUUUGAAAUAAACAAGCCAUCACCCUUUCAUCAGGUUAACUGAGCUCCAAAAAUGGCACUCAACAUUCAACCAACUUGUUACUUACGCAUCUCUCUCUAUGGGGCAAAUUCACUAAGCGCCGAAGUGCCGAACGCUAGCGUUAAUUCGCUAGCGUUUGGCAUUUUCGUUACUGCGCAA
Xenopus laevis (African clawed frog) is the source of this 6389-nucleotide messenger RNA. RefSeq names its product protocadherin alpha subfamily C, 2 L homeolog (gene pcdhac2.L). The transcript has 6 exons. Bases 29 to 5395 code for a protein of 1788 amino acids. The record is from RefSeq and is a predicted model, not a curated record. NCBI's taxonomy places the organism in Eukaryota, Metazoa, Chordata, Amphibia, Anura, Pipidae.